Messenger RNA from Ylistrum balloti, 515 nucleotides. RefSeq names its product small ribosomal subunit protein uS17-like. Gene Ontology annotation, cellular component: cytosolic small ribosomal subunit; ribosome. Gene Ontology annotation, molecular function: structural constituent of ribosome. The transcript is spliced from 4 exons. The coding region runs from base 12 to 482 and encodes 156 amino acids. Lineage: Eukaryota; Metazoa; Mollusca; Bivalvia; Pectinida; Pectinidae. Gene Ontology annotation, biological process: translation. The record is from RefSeq and is a predicted model, not a curated record.
ACACGACCAACAUGGCGGAACAGACAGAAAGGUCUUUCCAGAAACAGAAGAAUGUAUUCUUGAAUAAGAAACAGAGUUUACUGUCGGGCAAAGGCAAAAAGAACCUACGAUUUGUCAAGUCGAUUGGUCUCGGAUUCAAAACACCCCGAGAGGCUUAUGAUGCUGCCUACAUUGACAAGAAGUGUCCUUUCACUGGUAAUGUGAGUAUCAGAGGACGGAUUCUCACUGGAGUGGUGAUGAAGAUGAAGAUGCAGCGGACCAUCGUAAUCCGUAGGGAUUAUCUCCACUAUGUGAAGAAGUACAACAGAUUUGAGAAGCGACACAAGAACAUGUCUGUUCAUAUCAGUCCAUGUUUCAGAGAUGUUGCCCUGGGAGAUGUAGUGACAGUUGGAGAGUGCCGACCCCUCAGCAAGACUGUGCGCUACAAUGUCCUCAAGGUCAGCAAGGGUGCAGGCUCAAAGAAGGGCUUCUCCAAAUUCUAAAUGUACAGCCAAUAAAAAAAAAUACCAAGAAAA